AUGUCGAUGGGGCUGGAGAUCGGCGGGGUGGCCUUGUCGGGGCUGGGGUGGGUGGGCAGCAUACUCUGUUGCACGGUCAAGUGGAGGGUGACGGCCUUCAUCGGCAACAACAUUGUGACGGCCCAGAUCAUCUGGGAAGGUCUGUGGAUGAACUGCGUGGUGCAGAGCACGGGGCAGAUGCAGUGCAAGGUCUACGCCUCCAUGCUGGCCCUGCCGCAGGACCUGCAAGCUGCCCGCGCCCUCCUGGUGGUGGCCAUCGUCUUGGCCAUCCUGGGUUUACUGGUGGCCAUCGUGGGUGCCCAGUGCACCCGCUGCGUGGAGGACGAGAGCACCAAAGCCAAGAUCACCAUCGUCUCUGGUGUCAUCUUCCUCCUCUCCGGC
Molecule: messenger RNA, 381 nt
Organism: Pelecanus crispus (Dalmatian pelican)
Lineage: Eukaryota; Metazoa; Chordata; Aves; Pelecaniformes; Pelecanidae
Product: claudin-3-like
Cellular component (GO): membrane; bicellular tight junction
Molecular function (GO): structural molecule activity
Source: RefSeq, a predicted model, not a curated record